AUGGGUCUGUCCGAUUUCGCCUACUGGAUGGGGCUCUUCAGCUCCAGCAUGCUGUUCUUGAUCGUGGACAGCAUCAUCGCGAUCGGCUGCCUAACCAUUCUAAAAGAUACGCAAACCGGCACUCACUCUUACUUCGAGAACGUGAACCUGCUGCUGUUGGCUGUGGUAUUCCUCGUAUUCUGCUGCAUGCAAACUCUCCACGCCAUGCUCAUUUCUGUCAUCUUCAAGAGUGGCGCCAUGACUGCCCUAUUCGGACUCAUCUACUGGCUCGUUCUGACGUUCGUCGGUCCCGUGUUCUACAUCGAAGGUUUUACAGGCGGCUUGGCCAGCUACAUUCUGGCUCGCCCAUGGAAGAAGCUCGCCACGUCGAUGACCCCCUGCGUCGGGACCUACUGGAUGCUCAAGAUACUUAGCCUGUUCCAGGACUACGACGGCUACGCAGGGUGGGGCAUGGUGAACGAGUACGCACUGGAUCUGGAUAACGUCACCAUUAUGCAGAUCCUCUGUGUAAUGGGUGCCAUUUUCUUGGCUCUGGUCUGUCUCAUCUGGUACCUGUCGCGGGUCCUGCCCUGGGUGGCUUCCGCACCACGCCCCUUUUACUUUCCGCUUCUGCCCAGCUACUGGAUUCCGUCCCUGGUCGCUCCCAUGGACAAUGAGGAGGAAGGGCCAGGCAGGGAAGACGGUGUCUUCGAGCCUCUGCCCAAAGAUAUGAAGAUCGUGAUGUCCGCCCGAGAUCUAUCGAAGGUGUUCGGCAGAGAGGUGGCCCUAAAUAAGAUCAACCUAAACAUCUACGAAGGGCAGAUCACGGUCCUCCUCGGCCACAACGGUUCGGGCAAGACGACGCUCAUGAACAUCUUCGCAGGUCUUACAUCUCCGUCCGGAGGGGUGGCCCGGAUCUGUGGCUACGACGUGACCAAGAGCACGGCCCAGGCACGUCAGAGCAUGGGCUACUGCCAGCAGUCCAACGUUUUCUUCGACGACCUCACAGUCCGCGAGCAUCUCAUCUAUUUCGGAACGCUCAAGGGCGUCGGUUCUUCCGAGCUGGGCGCCAUGACUGACAAGAUCCUCCAGGAGGUGAAGCUGACGAAUAAAGCCGACUCAUUUCCCGAGGUUCUCUCUGGCGGCAUGAAACGGAAACUGGGAGUUGCCAUAGCUCUCGUUGCGAAGCCAAAGGUGCUGUUCCUGGACGAGCCUUCGUCCGGGAUGGACGCCCAGAACCGUCGCACCAUGUGGAACCUGCUCCUGGAGCUGCGCAGCAGGUGCACCCUGCUUCUGUCCACGCACGACAUGGAGGAGGCCGACGCGCUCGCGGACAGGAUCCUCGUCUUAGCCAAGGGGGCGCUCGUGUGCAGCGGGUCGCCGCCCUUCCUCAUGAGGGAGUACGGCGCCGGUUACCAGGUGAGGAUCACCAAGAGGAGCGCGGGUUUCGACCUGCUCCAGAUCCAGCGGAUUAUCGUGGCCACGGCGCCGGAGGCCGAACUGGUCGAGGAGAGGGCGGGCGACGUGCUCAUCCGCCUGAACGUGGUGCACUUCACGGGCUUCGACGUCAUGUUCCGGGCCCUGGAGGAGAAGAAGGACCAGCUGGGCAUCGACACCAUAGGCGUCACUCUGUCGACCAUCGAAGACGUGUACAUCAAGAUCCACUUCGCAGCAGCGUCUCAGACAGGGCAGAAUUCCGACAUCUACGAGGAUGCCAAAGUGGUCGGCAAAACGAGGCACCACAAGCCCGUCUCGUCUGCGUGCUUGAAGGCACUCUUCAUCAAGAGGGCCAUCCACUUCUCGCGCUCGUGGGAUCUCUGCCUGGUGUCGUGUAUCAUGCCCUGCCUUGCCAUUCUCGCCAUCUUCGUCGUGGAGGACCUGCUCUUGCCGCAGCCACCCAGCGAGGUCCCCGGCGAGAUGACCUUGCCGGUGACGCUUGACGCCAUCAAGCCUUCUGGUGCACGAGUGUUUGUGCUUCAGGAGACCGGAAGAGACCAGGAGCUGGCAGACAUGUUCGUCCGGCUCACGGUGUCCGGAGGACAUGCCACCGUGCGUAACUUCACGGAUGCCAGACGGGGCCUCUUCAUGGAGGCAGCGAUGGACUUCUGGGGGUACACCCAGACCUACAUUCUCGGAGCUGCGUUCACGAGGGACGGGUGCGCUCGUUUUUGCCGCCUGUUUCCCUUUUGCGCAUUGGGGCUCCCGAAUGCAUCAACGCAUCGUUGA
Ixodes scapularis (black-legged tick) is the source of this 2205-nucleotide messenger RNA. RefSeq names its product ATP-binding cassette sub-family A member 2-like. The record is from RefSeq and is a predicted model, not a curated record. Gene Ontology annotation, cellular component: intracellular membrane-bounded organelle; membrane. The coding region runs from base 1 to 2205 and encodes 734 amino acids. Gene Ontology annotation, molecular function: ABC-type transporter activity; ATP hydrolysis activity; lipid carrier activity. Gene Ontology annotation, biological process: lipid transport; transmembrane transport. The transcript is spliced from 11 exons. Lineage: Eukaryota; Metazoa; Arthropoda; Arachnida; Ixodida; Ixodidae.